Molecule: messenger RNA, 2226 nt
Organism: Blumeria graminis f. sp. triticale
Lineage: Eukaryota; Fungi; Ascomycota; Leotiomycetes; Helotiales; Erysiphaceae
Source: the annotation of a GenBank genome assembly
AUGAAUGACAAUAUUUGUUGUGGAGAAAUUCCUGAGAGCUCCACCCAGCUAUCUACUAAAGAUCAAUUAAUCCACGAAGUUCCUUUGUGUCAAACCGAUAAGGCUACUCAAAACGAGGCUGCUGCUCACGAAGAUGGUGUAUCUACAAGUAAGAAAGAUGAAAUUAAUCGUCAGCCUCUUACUCAUGCUUUAGAAGUGCUUCUUGGUGGGCUUGGGAUACCAUCUCUUGUGCCGGAAGAGGCUGAGAAUAGUCCUAUGGAGGCAGUAGUUCACGGAAACAAUCCAUCUACCAACAUUAAAGAAUUUAACCAGACUAACCCUGAAAAGAAUGCACAAAAUAUGGCAUCGGCUGUGUCUGAAACAAUCUCGGUAUGCCAGGAAAAUACCUCUACUGGUAUAAUUGAGAUUCUUCCUGCGAACAAUACGUUAAAGCCUAGAGUCCAGCUGAAUUUCACGGAAUCUAUAGACAGCGCACCUUCAACGGGUAACGAGACCCAAAAUUCUACUGCACUGCCUGUCUCCGAGGAAUCCAUAGAGAAACCAAAUAUACCUGGUCUUUUCCUUUGUGGCAGCAAUUUUGCAAGUGGUAAAGCACCUUGUCAAGAAAAUUUGCUUUCUGAGGCUUGUGUUAAAGAUAACAUAUCCAAUCCACCGAAAUUAGAUGACUUUCUGGCAUUAAGCUUGCCAAAUCCCCAUUUCAUCGAAACUUCCGUCAGGCCUGCUUCGUCUGAAGAGCAGAUACAAGAGCAGCAUCCAGAAUAUGAGGCUGACUCCUCUCCAAUUGUAUCCUCUUCAGAGGACUCAUCCAGCGAAAGUGAUUCAUCAGAAGAGAGCGAAGACGAAGCUGAUUCUUACAAACUACUUAGUCCCGAAGAACAAGCCAGAAUACUCAUGGCUGGAGAUGGAGGCUCAGAUGAUGAAGGCGGCGAUAAAUCUAAAUCAUCAGGAGGUCAACUGAGAACAAAGAAUGAAAUUCCAGAAGUAGUAAUACCAAGGCCAGACGUUGUCAUUACUCAGGAUAUGCCAAUCAUUGAACUAGGUGUCGUAGAGCAAAUAAUUGAUAAUGUUCUACUUAUUAAGGCAAACACUUCUGGGGAAUACAGGGUGCUCGAAAGCGGGUCCAUCUUGUGCUUACUUGACCGAAGAGUUUUUGGUGUAGUAGCUGAAACUAUAGGAAGAGUGGAACAACCAUUUUAUUCGGUAUUAUUUACGAACUCCGUGGAAAUACUUGCCCUAGGCAUAUCAAUGGGGAUUAAAGUCUUUUAUUCCGAAAGGCACUCGACAUAUGUAUUCACGAAGAGUUUAAAGGUUUUUAAAGGAUCAGAUGCGUCAAAUAUGAACGAUGAAGAAGUUGGAGAAGACGAGGUAGAGUUUUCUGAUGAUGAAAUGGAGGCAGAACACAAAAGGAGAGUCAAACAAAAGAGAAUGGGAAAAAGAGAAGGAAAAUUCCAAACCAAAGCUGGACCCAAUUGUAAUCCUCAUUCUCUACAGCAAAUGAGUUCUGUAAGCGAAAAAAAUUCUGUUCAAAGUAUUAGCUAUGACGAAGAUGAACCAUACAAACCUCUGACACGUCCGAUUGGAUAUGCAGAGCAUGUGAGCCAAAAUGAGGCUCCUUUAGAUAAUGCUUACACUGGAGAUAAUGAAAGACAAUACUCAAAGGGACAGCCCAAAAGUCGAAGUAGAGGUGAGCGACGCAAGGCGAGGGGCGAUAACGGACGUACUCGUGGCGACCGGAAUUCUCGUACCUCAAAAGCUCCUUUACCCACAAAGGAACCAUAUCAACAAAGUUACGGACAAACUCCAGCUCCAAGGCCUCAGACAUCAUCUCUACCCCAUUCGCAUGAUGAUAAUAUUGUUAUGCAAAAUAUUACGCCACAAUAUCCCUUCUAUCCUCUUCCCCAAAGUACAUCGAGCUCAGUACAACCUCAGGAAAACUUGAGUCACCAGAUUGCCUCGCAACCCCAUAUGCAGCCCCAUUUACAAUCUCAUCCACAAGCUCACAUGCAGCCUCAUCUACAACCUCAUUUACAACUAUGGUCUCAAAUAUUUUCUCAACAAGGGUCACAGCAACCCCCACAAAAUACGAAUCAGAAUUGGACCAAUCUUAUACAGUCUUUGCCUACCGGUGGGUAUAUUAAUCCCGCUUUUUUUAACACACAAAAUGGGCUAUCUCAGCCUUGGAAACCACCAAAUCACCAAAAUCCAUCAAAUAGUCAAGGUAACUAG